AUGCGUCAAGACGAGCAGCGUGCCUUCCAGAUGGCCUUGGAAGAUACAUCGGACAGAGCGCCAGAUGCCGUAGCAGUGCGUUUGCGCCUGGUUCAUGCUUUGCUUCGGAGCGAUGGAAUGAACUUGGAAUUGGCAGCCAGUGCAUUUGUGGAUGCUACCAGCUACAUCUCUCACUUGGCUCACGUCAGCAGAAGCUGUUGCCUCUCCUUGGAAGAAGAAAUGGAGCUUUGGGAAAGUUUGUUGAAGAUUCAGAGUGACAUGGAAUCUGCCAACCGCUUUAUCCAAUGGAGACGUAGUUUGUUGACUGCUCGGAAGCAGGGCUUGGAGAAGGUCGCUUUGCAAUGGCAACGGCGAGAUCCAGGUGCUUGGAUUCACACAGUCCUCGAUGCUGAAGAGCGGGAUGCUUUCUUUACAGCAGGUGUUUCUGAUAUCGAUUGCAUCGGAAUCAAAAACGAGCCCUUAUUCAAGUGCACGGAGCUCCCCACGCAAAGCUUAUGGCCAACCUUGCUGGAUGUCUUGCAGAAUAACAGCAUGAAGGAAGGCGUCUUCAGUACUUUGUUGGACAUGUGGGAACGCGGCUGCGCACCGGACAUGCAAGCGUUGGCCAUCAGGCCAGGUAGCCCAGUAAGAAGUCAUAAGCAUUGUCAGAUUUGUGUCAGGUGCAAAUCGGAAGUUUCACUCGCUUUCUUUGAUGGUAUUUUUCCCCACAUCUUUGUGUGGGGUUCUUGUUUUUGGUGCUGCAUCCCGUCCGCCUUCUCCCGCUCCGCCUCCCGUCGCCUCCCACACAACUUACUCACACACAACUUACUCACACACAACUUGCACACACUUGCUCAGAAAUAUCUUAUCGAAUUACUGAUGUGGAAUGUAUCGUACGUGCAAAAAAACACUCCAGUAAACCUGACAGGAGAAAUUGGAAGACCCUACGUGGAAAACAGUGCGAAGUAUGCUUUCUACGUCCUUGCUCAAAGGAAUGUUCUGAUGCAGCUUUGUCAGUCGUGA
This is a messenger RNA of Cladocopium goreaui, 1002 nucleotides long. The record is from the annotation of a GenBank genome assembly. Lineage: Eukaryota; Dinophyceae; Suessiales; Symbiodiniaceae.